Molecule: messenger RNA, 2140 nt
Organism: Folsomia candida
Lineage: Eukaryota; Metazoa; Arthropoda; Collembola; Entomobryomorpha; Isotomidae
Product: facilitated trehalose transporter Tret1-2 homolog
Exons: 19
Coding region: 559-1941 (460 amino acids)
Biological process (GO): carbohydrate transport; transmembrane transport
Cellular component (GO): membrane
Molecular function (GO): sugar transmembrane transporter activity
Source: RefSeq, a predicted model, not a curated record
UUCUGCGUAACUAGUAUUUUACAUGCAUCUCUGAUAUUGCCACCCCCUAGCAAACUUGUUUCAGUAGAUUUCAAGCCCCUCUAACACAUUAUUUCAGUAUUAUUAGUCGUACUACGAAUAAUACAUACAUGUGUAUGUAUGUACAUACGUUGCAACCCUUCUUCUGCUUAUUUUUAUUCUAUGUCUAAUUUGCACACAAUAUAUUAACUUCUGGAUUGGAAUGUCAACAAUUCAUUCGACUGUUCUUGUCCCUAUCAGUCAUCCAGCAAACUCAGAAAACAUCCUGCAUGUUAUUUAAUCGUACUACUUUAUUUUGUGACAAGUGAACCCAACAUUGUAUUGUAUUGAUGAUUUGAUUCACAGUUUUCCAUCACAGUGUCCACUUGUUCAGUAUCGCUUUAUCGUACACAAAAUCUAAACACGGAUCCUCCGAAAACGCAAUCAAAUUAAUGACGAUAACCAUACUUUAAAGUUACGCCGUUAACGUCACAAAGCAUUCCAAGAAAUAUUUGACGGACCGUCGUUUCAUAAACCCUGUUUUGACUUUGGACAUUGGUCAUGGAAAAGAGCAACCAAAUUUUUGCAGCUGCUUCUGCAACCGUCGGGGCUUUCGGGUUGGGAACCGUGUUAGCUUGGACCUCUCCUGCAUUGGAAAGCAUGCAAAAAGAAUCCGAGGAAUUUAAAGAAAUUUCAAAGGAGUCUCAAUCAUGGGUUGGAGCAAUUUUGACGCUAGGAGCUCUAUUUUCUGCACCUGUUUGUGGCGUCCUGAUGGACCGAAUCGGUAGAAAAAACACCAUGCUCAUAUUAUCGGUGCCCUUUGUCCUGGGUUGGCUGCUCAUUGGUUACGCUCAAAACUUGGCAAUGAUGCUUUGUGGACGUUUCAUUUCUGGGUUUUGUGGAGGAGGCUUUUCUUUAGUAGCUCCAGUUUUCAUCGGAGAAACCGCAGAGGACUCGAUAAGAGGAGCACUAGGUUCGGGCUUCCAACUAAUGGUGGUUUUAGGAAUUCUCUUUGUAAAUACCGUUGGGUCGUUUGCGGAUUGGCAGUGGCUGUCCUUAAUUUGUGGCUUUGUUCCGCUGGUAUUCCUGAUCAGUAUGAUUUUCGUACAAGAAUCACCUCGAUAUCUAUUGAUGAAGGGGAAGAAUGCUGAUGCAAGCCAAUCUUUGUGUUGGUUUAGAAAAAAGACAUCUUCACAGGAAGUAGAGGACGAGUUGAAAAUUAUUGAAAUCAGUGUAAAUGAAUCCAAAGCCGAAAAGGCCAAGUUUAGCGAUUUGGCCCUGCCACACAAUCUAAGGCCAUCUCUGAUUAUGAUGGCUUUAAUGCUCUUCCAACAACUAUCAGGAAUCAACGCUGUGAUUUUUUACACCACAAAUAUAUUCAAAGCGGCUGGAUCAGACCUUGAUGGGAACGUUUCAUCAAUAAUUGUUGCUGGCAUUCAAGUUGUCGCGACUUUGGCUGCUGUAUUUGUCGUCGACAAAUUAGGCAGAAGAAUACUGCUAACUGCUUCCGCUUUGAUAAUGUGUAUCGCACUCGUAGCAUUGGGAUUGUUCUUCCACCUCCAAGAAAAUGGGAAUGCGAAGACCAUUGGUUGGCUGCCAUUGGUUUCUCUGAUGGUUUUCAUUUCAGCCUUCAGCAUCGGUUUCGGCCCUCUUCCAUGGAUGAUGCUUGGAGAAUUGCUUCCUCCCAAAGUGAAAGGGCUGGUCGCGUCUGUGGCUACAAUGUUCAAUUGGUUCCUUGCCUUUCUUGUUACCAAGUUUUACCAAAACUUGCUUGAUGCCGUAGGUGCGCCUGCUUGUUAUUGGGGAUUUGCUGGCGUGUGUGCGGUUGGGACAGCAUUCAUCAUUCUCAUUAUUCCAGAAACGAAAGGAAAAAGCAUAGAUGAGAUACAAAAACUUUUCGGAGCACCUACUGUCACCGACGAUUCCGAAGAGUCGAGAAAAUAGAUUAUGACAGGCCAAAGAACUUAUGUUUAUUCCACGAAUAGAGUUUUAUUGUAUUUACAUAAAUACUAUAAUACAGGUCAACCUGUGUUAUAUACAAUGCGUAUAUGUAAAUGUUGUGAUAUUAUGUAAUGACCUUAAAGAGUCAAAACUUAAGCAUAGAGCUAUAAUACAAUUUUUAGAAAAUUUUGUGAAAAACAGA